This is a messenger RNA of Acaulospora colombiana, 151 nucleotides long. NCBI's taxonomy places the organism in Eukaryota, Fungi, Glomeromycota, Glomeromycetes, Diversisporales, Acaulosporaceae. The record is from the annotation of a GenBank genome assembly.
AUGGCUCCGUUUGCACACAUCAACACCGAUGUCUACUUGCCUGCGAAUCCUGCCCCAAUUGAACAAGCAAAGAAGCCAUCUCAAGAGACAGAAGUGGUUGUGGAAGGGAAAAUAGACGAGGACUGGCUGAUAGGCUUCGUUCCGAACGGGG